This is a messenger RNA of Psammomys obesus (fat sand rat), 3055 nucleotides long. It is a transcript of the gene Gtf2e1, whose product is annotated as general transcription factor IIE subunit 1. NCBI's taxonomy places the organism in Eukaryota, Metazoa, Chordata, Mammalia, Rodentia, Muridae. The transcript is spliced from 5 exons. The record is from RefSeq and is a predicted model, not a curated record. The coding region runs from base 118 to 1434 and encodes 438 amino acids. Gene Ontology annotation, cellular component: transcription factor TFIIE complex. Gene Ontology annotation, biological process: transcription initiation at RNA polymerase II promoter; transcription open complex formation at RNA polymerase II promoter.
GGCGUCUGUACUUGCCUCGCAAGUGGCGUGGGCCGGCCGAAGCCGGUAGUUGAGGUCCCGAGGGCGGCUGUAGUGGGAGUGUUCGUGCAUCCGCUUGGGUGAAGCUUGCUGUUGAAGAUGGCAGACCCAGAUGUGCUCACCGAGGUGCCUGCGGCAUUGAAGCGGCUAGCCAAGUAUGUCAUCCGGGGCUUUUAUGGCAUUGAGCAUGUGUUGGCCUUGGACAUCUUGAUCCGGAACCCCUGUGUGAAAGAAGAGGACAUGCUGGAGCUGCUCAAGUUUGACAGGAAGCAACUUCGCUCUGUUUUGAAUAAUUUAAAGGGAGACAAAUUCAUCAAGUGCAGAAUGAGGGUAGAGACUGCUGCGGAUGGGAAGACCACACGCCAUAACUACUACUUCAUCAACUACCGCACUCUUGUCAAUGUGGUAAAAUACAAACUGGACCACAUGAGAAGGAGGAUUGAAACGGAUGAGAGAAAUUCCACCAAUCGGGCUUCCUUCAAAUGUCCUGUCUGCAGCAGUACUUUCACCGACCUGGAAGCUAAUCAGCUGUUUGACCCCAUGACAGGAACUUUCCGUUGUACCUUUUGCCAUACAGAGGUAGAAGAAGAUGAAUCAGCGAUGCCCAAAAAAGAUGCUCGCACACUUUUGGCAAGAUUUAAUGAACAAAUUGAGCCCAUUUAUGCAUUGCUUCGACAGACAGAGGAUGUAAACUUGGCCUACGAAAUACUUGAACCAGAACCCACGGAAAUCCCAGCCCUGAAGCAGAGCAAGGACCGAGCAGCAGCUGCUCCUGGAGCUGCUGGCCUGGCAGGCGGGCACCACCGGGAGGCAUGGGCCAGCAAAGGCCCCUCUUAUGAGGACUUAUAUACGCAGAAUGUUGUCAUUAAUAUGGACGACCAAGAUGAUGCUCACCGCACUUCGCUGGACGGGAAAUCUGCCAAAGAGAGGCCCAUUUGGUUGAGAGAGAGCACUGUCCAAGGGGCAUAUAGUUCUGAAGAGAUGAAGGAAGGUGGCAUUGAUAUGGGUGCAUUUCAGGAGCGUGAUGAAGCACGUUCAGGGCCUGAUGACAAUGAGGAGGUCAUGCGAGCUCUGCUUAUUCACGAGAAAAAGACUUCUUCCACGACGGCUGCCUCAGUGGGAGCGGCUGCUCCAGUGACUGCUGCCAAUGGCAGUGACUCAGAGAGUGAGACCAGUGAGUCGGAUGAUGACUCUCCACCCCGGCCAGCAGCUGUGGCUUCUCAUCAUCAGGAGGAGGAUGAGGAAGAUGAGGAAUUUGAAGAAGUAACAGACGACCCCAUUGUUAUGGUGGCUGGCUGCCCAUUCUCCUACAGUGAAGUUAACCAGCGGCCAGAGCUGGUAGCCCAGAUGACACCAGAAGAGAAGGAAGCAUACAUAGCCAUGGGCCAGCGUAUGUUUGAGGAUCUCUUUGAGUGAGCUUUCCCUACUUUUUCUUCCUGUUAGCGCAUUUCAGAGAGAAGCUUCCCACCAAGUGCUUAAGUGGCGUCCUGCCUCUUUCUGUACUGCACCUGUUAACCUAGUACAAAAGCGUCAUAGGAGAGAAGAUUUGAAUUUUUUUUUUUUUUUUAAUGUCCGAAACAUCCCAGAAAGGUAGGUAGGCUAUAGGUAACCCCUUCCCUCUUAUUACUAAAGUAUUAUUAAUAUUUUCUGUAUUUCUUUAUCUAAUUUUUCCUUUCCUUUUUAAGACAAUUUUUCUUACCUCUGACUGAAAUGCUCCUGUCUACCUAUAAAGAGCCUUUCUGGGGUACACUUAUCCUAGUAUAACUGUAUUCUGGUCAGGCAUUUGAGACAAUUCUAUACAUUCCUGUCAACCAAAGCAGCUUACCAAGAAACAUGUCACUGGUUACGGGCAUGCCCAAAUACUUCAUCGUUCCUCAGAAACGAAUUUGAGGUCAAUCUGUUAGAGACAGAGACAGACAGAUUUGAAUUUUAGGUUCAUGUGUAAACUAGAAUUCAGAUCUGUAGAAAUGAUGAGGCUGGUGGGUUGUUUUGUUUACUUAUACCUUUUAGCCUUUUAGGUUAUAUUUUACAUGACAGAUAACAAAGCACGUUAGGUACACACUCAUGAAGAAAUGAAGGAGAGCAUACACAAAGAGUGAGGCGUUCAUGUCCAGGCUUGAAAAACCGAGAGCAUUGGGAACAGUGUGUUAGAACUGACUCAGUGAGAUUUAGAAAUCUCUGAUGUAAAGCUGAGAUGGCCCCGCUUCCCCCCCCCGCCCCCCCCGCUCGUUCUCUAGAACCUUUGCCAGUACUCUUAAUUAAGGAGCGCCUUCCAGUGGAGGUCAGUAUUGACUGCUUCACUCUCCUCUCAUUCUUCCUACACGUCACCAAAGCCUUUAUUUGUCUCUUGGAGUAUCUUCAGACAUUGUACUUUAGUGCCUCUACUGCGUUGUUGAGCACUGUAACCUCAAAGAACAUAGUCAGGUAGCAUGGUAUUCCUGAAGGCACAACUUUAAAAAUAAAGGACUUUCCUGUAAGUUAGUUCUACAACAAUUAAAAUUUUAUAGUAUUUUCCCUUGCGUUGUGACUUUUAAUUAUCAUUUUGUAGCAUAUGUGUGAAGCUAAGCGUGUUUUUGAGUAUCUGAGCCUUAUGUAAAGUGAUGAUUCAUUUAUCUGGUUGUUGGGUGACUGAAUAUUGACAGUCUACUUACUGCUGGUUAAAAUUGACUGAUUUCUAGCUCUGAUAACUUGGAGCAUGAGCCGAACACUCUUCCCAUUUAAAGAUGUUAGAGGCUUCUCACCGGUCAUCAUCUAAUAUCAUUAGGUGCAAUUAGAUGUGAUCUAAACUUUUUUUUUGGGCAGUGAAUUGCUUUAAAAUAACUUUUAUGUAUUUAUCUUAAAUACAAGAACUGUUCACCUUUAAAUUUUGUUUUUUAAACUUUCAUGGUUCUAAAAAGAUGUUCAUUUUUAAAACAUGACUAAUUUUAAACUAUGUUCUUUGUCGCAUUUUAUGAGUAAAUGUGUAUGAGUGUGCACCUCUGUUGUGGAAAAAUGUAUUAAUAAAGGUACUCAUUAAAGCAGUGUUUGACAUUGACAA